CAUUUUGUUUGAUGUGUUGCUUCUAGCCUGUCAAGUUUCAAACAAAUACUUUUCAAUGCGCUUGCGGCCCUGACCCAUGGACUCCCGGGCCGAGAUUUUGGCCGCGCUUCGGACAAAAAUCGCCCGAGGUUCGGUCACAACACAGCCCCAUACCUUUUCUGAGGAGCGAUCCUUCAGUGAGGACGAACUAGUCCAGCAGUUGAGGUCGUUAAAGCCAAGCUCCAAAGAUGAGCUUGCGUACGAAAGGUAUGACGUCUUUCAGUUUUAUUGGAGACAUCCAGCAGUGAGAUUGCUCUUUGUUCUAAUGCUUUUCUUCUUGGAUCUCUAUAUUUUCGGAGAGGACCCCACAACGUACUCCAAAACGCCUUGCCGGAUCGGUGGUCUGGGCCAUAUUGUAAACAUUUUUCUGGUGGACUUGCAUGAGAAAGACAUUUUUCCCUGGCUGGUGCUUCGACUGCUGUUGCUGGGUUUGUUUGUUUCGGCUGGGCUUGUCUUGGCCAAGAAAUUGAAGUCUCGGUUGGCUUUGCGUUUUGAGAUGUUCACCUACAAGGGCAGCUACUUUAUUAUUGGAUUCCUGGUUUUGACCAUGAACUUGUUCAUCUGUGCAAAGACCUACAAUUGGAUCCGCUGGAAGAUCUUGUGCAACGACUUGGACGGCACGUGCCACUGUGAGGAUGCGAAGUGCGGUGGUUACAUCUCCAACGACCUUCACAUUCGAAACGAUCGCUUCGCGAGCUUAACGCAAUGUGGAGCGUUCCUGGCCGAUUCUCUGGCGGUCUUCAGCGUCUUGGAUCUGAUUUUACAGGAUGACAGCAUGUACCAUUUCGGGAAGUUUUCCUUGUGUGGAACGGAAGUGAAUCUGUUUGGUCUGUGGGAAAAGCACCGGACUCGCAUUCUGUGGGGAAGCUUUGGCGUACUGAUGGUGCUGGGAGUGAUCGGCCUCUGGAACAGCACUGGUGCCCUGGCUGCUUACCAGCUGAUGUCGGUCGGUCAUCGUUCCAACAUCGGUCGCAUGGUGAUUGCUGGAGCACUCUUCAUCAUCGACCUGUGCAUCGUCACUCAAGACCUUGAUUUCCCUCAUUUCGAGAAUUCCUUAGAAGUGAUGUUGCUCGGCACAAACAUUGCCUUCGAAGGGUCCUUUAUCAACUACAUCAUGGUCUUUGUGUCCAUGUUGCUGGACCUCAACUGCCUCUACACGCUCGGUUGGUACGAACCCACUGAAUAUGGUCAGUACUUCCUGGGCAACUCUUCGGUUUGUUCGCGGUCCAACGUCUCCGACUUUGAGGUGAAUUGCAGCAGUCCAAAGUGUCCCAAAGUGGAGAAGUCCACCUUCUCGAACGACUGGAGAAAUCUCACAACGUGCUAUGCAGAGGAUAGAUUGCUACAAUCGAGGUACAACGAAGAAAUCCACAAGUACCGCCUCUAUCUGGCGGCCAUUCCGAUUAUGAUUGGCAUUUUUAUUUUUGCCAGCUUGUUUCGCCUUGCAGGCAGAUCUUGGCAGAAUAUGUGUCGACGGGUUGUCAUCUCCAAUGCCUUUGCUGCCAAGAGAAUUCAGGAGUUUCAGUCAGUCGAGAUGGCGCCGGUCUUCAGCGAGGGCCGCGAGGGCUGCCCAAGAGCAGUCGAAGAGGUCCAAGAGACCGCCAUGAGUCGUGCCGAGCGCCUCUUGUGUGAGAUCCGAGCGGCUGAUCCAGACGUGGCGUCGCACCGCGUCAUCGUGGUCACGGCCGGAGGGGUGAAGGCCUUCGACCUGCGAGACAAUCCACGGUCGCCGUUUGCAGGAUUUCAUGGUGCCUGGAUGAGACCCCAUGUGUUUUGCAGGCGGUUGCGUUGGUGGCUUCGCAGAAGAUUGGUUUCCUUGUGGCAGGCCCAAGAAGACCUCAGCAUCCAAGAGCUGGCCGACUCGGGUCUACAGCUCCCUGGUAGACCUCCUUCUUCCUCCCGAGACCACUUGUAUGCUCGCGUGAAGGAUCUCAAAGAGAAACUCCGUUCUGCCGGGUCAGUGCGGACAGAUGUCCCCUUUCGUUCCGUGGAACUUCUUUGGCAAGGACGCUUACUGCACGAUGACACUAUGCUGCGUUCGUUGGGAGCAGAUGCUGUGUUUUUCUUGCUCUACGACCGCUGGAGCUUGAGACGAAAGCGCUUGGCAGCCUGGCGUGCCGCUGCUGAUGCAGAUGUCCAAGGAUGAUCCACUUGUUACUAGUAGCUUCUAGCUACUAGGAGCGAUGCACCUGUUCCUAAUAGCGAUGCACUUGUUACUAGUAGCUUCUUGUUACUACUAGUAAGGCACCUGUUACUACUAGCUUCUUGUUACUACUAGUAAGGCACUUGUUACUAGUAGCUUCUAGCUACCAGGAGCGAUGCACCUGUUCCUAAUAGCGAUGCACUUGUUACUGCAAGUCGAAGAUCAGGUUGUCAUGGGGAUCGAGAGGUUGUCGCGUGAAGUGAAUGCCGAUGAAUCGAG
This is a messenger RNA of Durusdinium trenchii, 2461 nucleotides long. NCBI's taxonomy places the organism in Eukaryota, Dinophyceae, Suessiales, Symbiodiniaceae. The record is from the annotation of a GenBank genome assembly.